Messenger RNA from Misgurnus anguillicaudatus (oriental weatherfish), 6022 nucleotides. RefSeq names its product Rho related BTB domain containing 4 (gene rhobtb4). Gene Ontology annotation, biological process: small GTPase-mediated signal transduction. The record is from RefSeq and is a predicted model, not a curated record. Gene Ontology annotation, molecular function: GTP binding; GTPase activity; protein binding. Lineage: Eukaryota; Metazoa; Chordata; Actinopteri; Cypriniformes; Cobitidae.
UUACAGCAAACAAAGGAAUCGCAAGCAUGCAGGUUUUUGUCCGCCCAUAAUCAACUUAAACACGUUCAUGGACAAUAAACGUUACCAACCCUACAAUAUGACCGUUGAUGUAAAUACGCACGCCCAAAAAUUUAAAUAAAUAGUUUAUUAAAAGUUUUUUUACUUCCAAAACAGCGAGGAGAGCUGCAAACAAAACAUUUCGUCAGUCCUUUUAUUAUUUUGGAAUGUGCGUUGUUGCAAUAUCUGGAUAUCCCGAAGUGCACAGAGUUGUGGUAAAGAAAGUAAACAGAUAAUGAUCUCACUUUAAAGGCGUGACAAAAUCAAAAGGGCGAGCUAGACAACUUGCAUCAGCACCACAAUAUCAACCCUCUCAGUAAAAGCGGCGACACGGACACAUUUCGUCUGCUCUGUUUUGAAGGAGGUUGUGAACCGAAGCUCGGAACCCCGGACCACCGUUAAAGGGUCUCUGAACUGUGGGUCUACAGCGUCUUUUCCAAACGCCAGUUUUUAUUUUUUCCUCAUGGAGGAGAAACACCAGGCUGCUUUUCUUUAAGUUAACGCUAGUGAACGCAUUUUUGAACAAUUCCUGAGGUGAAAUUACACAAGGGCCCUCUCCAUGGAUAUAGACACAGAUUAUGAGCGACCUAAUGUGGAGACUAUAAAGUGUGUGGUGGUGGGGGAUAACGCGGUGGGCAAAACCCGGCUGAUCUGUGCCCGUGCCUGCAAUGCCACCCUUACUCAGUACCAGCUGCUUGCCACCCACGUGCCAACUGUCUGGGCCAUCGACCAAUACCGCGUGUGCCAGGAGGUACUAGAGAGGUCACGAGAUGUGGUGGAUGAGGUCAGUGUCUCCCUCAGGUUGUGGGACACAUUUGGAGAUCAUCACAAAGACAGACGCUUUGCUUACGGCAGAUCAGAUGUGGUAGUGCUGUGCUUCUCUCUGGCCAAUCCAAACUCCUUGCGGCAUGUCCGCUCCAUGUGGUUCCCUGAGAUUAAGCACUUCUGCCCCCGCACCCCAAUCAUCCUGGUGGGCUGCCAGCUGGACCUGCGCUACGCUGAUCUGGAUGCUGUUAACAGGGCUCGCCGGCCCUUGGCCAAACCCGUCAAACCCACAGACAUCCUGCCCCCGGAGCGAGGCCACGAGGUCGCCAAGGAACUAGGCAUUCCAUACUACGAAACAAGCAUCGUUGCUCAGUUUGGUGUUAAGGAUGUGUUCGAUAAUGCUAUCCGUGCUGCACUCAUCUCUCGACGCCACCUUCAGUUCUGGAAGUCUCAUCUGAAGAAAGUCCAGCAUCCCAUUCUCCAAGCCCCAUUCCUGCCCCCCAGACCACCACGUCCUGUGGUGGGCAUCCCCGAUCCUCCUCCAUUUGAUGGAGAAGGUCCGGACUCUCUCUUUUGCCAGACCUUGUGCGCAGAUGUCCUGUUUCUCCUCCAGGGUGGGACCACUCGUGUCUUCGCCCAUAAGGUGUACCUGGCCAAUUCCUGCUCUAAGUUCUACGACCUUUUUACAAUAGAUCUUGGGACGGCCGGUGAGGAGAAGGAGGGCGAGGAAAGCUCAGUGGGGAGUGAGGAAGAGGAGCAGAGCCGAAGAGGAGCCAAAGAACAGGCUGGGCGGACCAAGAGCCUAGACAUUGAUAAGGACGGUGAAGGAGGUACCAGGGGCUCUAACAGGCUGCUUAUGUUGCAGCAAGGCUCCUUGAGGACUUCACAGAGUGAUAAUGCUCUACCUGCCAGGAGCCAAUGCUCUAUGGGACCCCAAAGAGCUGGACGUGCUCUUUUGGGUUGGGGACGUGGUUUCUUAGGGGUCUAUUUGGAGAUGGUGGAUGACCCUGUGACAGGGAGACAAAGACUCAUGACUGUAGUGUCUAUGGACGAUCUCAUUCAGAAAGAGCCAUUCCAGGCAGUACUGCAGUACCUUUACACAGGUCACCUGGAUGAGGGGCGUGGGGACCUGAUGCAGGUGGCCACCAUUGCUGAACUUCUGGAAGUCUUCGACCUGCGCAUGAUGGUGGCCAAUGUGUUGAACCGAGAGAGCUUCAUGAACCAAGAGAUUACCAAAGCCUUCCACGUGCGUCGUGCCAACCGCAUCAAAGAAUGCUUGUGCAAGGGCACCUUUGCUGAUGUGGUGUUUCGAUUGGACGACGGAUAUCUGCCGGCCCACAAGCCAUUGCUCAUCUCAAGCUGUGAUUGGAUGGCAGCCAUGUUUCGUGGAUCCUUCAUGGAGAGCUACAUUGAGGAGGUGUCCAUUCCGAACACCACUUGUGCCUGUAUGAGAGCAGUUCUGGAGUAUCUCUACUGCGGUGUAUUGACACCAUGUCCUGAACUGGAGCCAAUCGACCUUAUAAUACUAGCCAACCGCCUCUGUCUUCCCCGCCUUGUAGCUCUAACAGAACAACAUGCCGUUGAGGAGCUGUUGCAGUUUUCCGUUAAAGGGUUGGACAUUGAUGGACAAGUGCUGGCCUACCUGGAGUUAUCUCAGUUCCACAAUGCCAAACAGCUCUCUGCCUGGUGUCUGCAUCACGUCUGCACCAACUAUAACAGCGUCUGUCGCAAAUAUCCCAAAGAGAUGAAGACCAUGUCUGCCGAAAACCAGAAGCACUUUGAGAAGCAUCGCUGGCCACCCGUCUGGUUCCUGAAGGAGGAAGACCGCUACCUUCGCUCUCAAAAAGAGCGAGAGCGCGAGGAAGAGAUCUUACGCAAGCAACACACUAAACGUGGAUGGUGCUUCUGGAGACACCCAUCUUCUUCCGCACCCCAUAUAUCAUAAAUGGUUAACUCUUUCUAUCAACCCCCUCAACCCUUCACUCAUCUCUGCCUCCGAGCCCAAAGGAACUCCGUUUCUACGUCUGGGCGUGUCCGACCCGGCUGCUCUGGGAAUUAUUCCGGGCCUCUCUGCCCCUCAUCUUCCCUCUCCUCGAUGGGCCUUAGCGGACGCCCACCACGAGCUCUCAGAGUACGUGUCAUUCAAUGGGGCUUGAAGAACAUUUAUAAUCUUUCUCACUCUCAACAUUACGUGUUUCACUGUGCGAAUGCAGCAGGUGUGAGGUCACAGCAUCAUGCCAUUUUUGCAAUGACCUGAUUUGAACUCUUAAAGACUGUUAUUAUUAUACAAGACCACACACACUAACACCAGCACCCUGUCUGUGCGCUGGCGCCCAGGCCGUCGGAUGCUGCAUGGUGCUGCUGUGUUUAGCUUUUUCUGUGAGACCCGUUUCUGGGAAACCCGUCAUGUUCAGCGCAUACAAGCUGAAACUUAGCUUAAGCUUAAUGACGGCAGGGAUAUACGAUUUUUUGGGUUGUAGUCGCCCUUUUUCAAAAUUAUGUCUCGCAAAAAUAUCUCCAUUUUAGAUCUUCCAUUGCCCCUUACUGGCUCUGAAUUUAGUUGUUCCUGUUUGUAAUAUUUGGUAAUGCGAUAGGCCAGGGGCAUAAACACAGAAGGGUAUUAUUUUCAGGUCUGUCACUCAUAGGCUCUAGCAAAGCACCAAAGACAGACACAAACUCAUUCAGACACAAACGCCUUACCAAAAUCUACUGAAACAGCGAGUGAACUAUUAGGGUUAUGUAUACCACUGCCGUGAGAGAAUUUGCAGCUAUAUAACAUUAAAUCGUUUUCUGUGACGUGACCACUACCAAGCUACUUGACUUGCUUGCCUUUCAACUUCACCACUGGGUGGCGCCCAUGCCUUCUGAGUUUAGAAAGUAUUAGCCACUUAUUUGUUUGUAAAUCAUAAAUCUUUGCAUCUAAGAAUCCGAGCAUUUAGUAGCGCUAAAUUCAAGCGGUUGGCAAAAUAACCAAAAAAAAUAAAUAAAUAGAUUGUGGUGUUUCUUAAAUCUGCCCCCUCUGUUAAAGGCAGGGUGCAUGAUUUUUGAAAAACACUUUGGAAACGGGAGUCGGGCCGAGUACCAAAACACACUUGUAGCCAGUCAGCAGUAAGGGGCGUGUCUACUAACAGACAUCGUUGCAUGGGUUUCGUAUGUGUGGGGCGGGUCUAUCAAAAGAAGGUCCAGAUUCUAUUGGGGCAGGGGCGUGUUUGUUUAGGUGAUUUCAAAUGUCAACAUUGGCUUUCAGAGAUCAUGCACCCCGCCUUUAAUGCUCCUUUUACUCUACCUCUGCAUUAACCAUACAGAGGAAGAAACGAUCAAUUCAUUUCCUGUAGUCUUUGAUACGUUGCAUUGUGAUGCUUCAAAAUUUCGAAUCUCACUUUGCACUUUCCUAACAAAAUCGGUGCUCAGGAUUUGCAUGCUAAAUUUUAUUCGACCGCUCACUCACCUCUCUAUACAAGUUUACCUGUUUGACAAUCUUAAUAACGAAACGGCUCAACAAGAGCUUCUAAACAUGCUUCUUUUUUCCGAAUGAAAGCUUUAUCUGACACUGAUAUUGUAAUAUACCAUUUCCUCCCGGUUUGGUUCCUCUUUACAGAUCUGUUUGCGCUGCGGUGCAGUGUUGAAUCAGCAUUGAAUCCGUUUGCUAGUCUGUCUGAAUUGCCUUCCAUUUAAGUACAUGAGUGCCUAUGACCAUGUUCCACUUUUCCUUGUACAGUCUUGGUGAAGCAUGUUCGUUUUGCCUGUUUCGUGCCUUUUAACGAGAGUGUUAUUAAUAGCUACUUUGGAGGUGAAUGAGAAAUCCAAGACAUUUCUUCACUGCACUUUUUUUCUAUUACUGGCUUCCUGAUUUCGCCUUCUCAAGAUUGCAUUCUGCUUUUCUCACCAGACAAGCUGAAAUCAUCAACAGCUACAAAAAUAGACGCGCACAGACCCCGAGAGGCCGAUCUGCAUGCUAAUAAUAUAGAAAUUAAAAACGAAUUUGGAGUCUGUAAGCAUUGCUUUUUCAAAGAUUUUGACAUUCACCUGUCCCUGAUGAAACGCCAAUGCAGUAUUUAUGAGGUCGGUGAUGUAAACGAAUGCCUUGUAGAAGCACUCAUAAAAAGUAAAUUUAAGAAUGUAUAACUUUACUGUUUAUUUGCAGACUGGUGCUGCAAAAAUUUUUUUUUAUAGUUUAUAUGAAACCAAAAAGGUACAUCGACUCAUGAUAAGUGCUUAGGAAAACACAAUUAGCAUCGAUAGACUGUACGUCCCAGGAUGGAAAGCUUUGUUGCCGUGGUGAUUUCGGCCUUGUUAGCACUUUGUUUCUUUUUGCACUUUUUUUGCUUCGUUUUGGUCUGCUUUUGAUGUGCAUGCCAUUGACUGUUUCUAAAACCAUGACAACUUUUAAAAAUAGAUUACAUUUUGUAGCAUGGAAUGGGUUUCUUCCAUUAAAAUGGUGCUUCUGACAGCCCUGUAUUUCUGUGCUUGCAUGAAAAAAAUCUUGCAUACUUUCUAUAAGACUUUGAUGUCUGCUGUGAUGAAGACGUCCGAGUCUUCCUACCUUGUGCUAUGCCUUCAUUAACUUGAGAUACAUGGCUUUUAAUAGUCUAGAAGGUUUAGAUGAUUUGUUUACCGGAGGUCCAAUUUAAGAAUAAAAAUUGGUUUAGACACUUGAAUCUAACAACUGCUAACAGUAUAACUGCUUGUUAAAUAUGCACUUUAGCCUAAAGUUAGAUACAAAAUGCUUUUUUGAUUCAAUUUAACCAAAAUCGUCCCAAAUGACAAAUUGUGAAGUAUUAACGAUGCACGUUUACAUGUAAGAUGAAUGGUUUAAGUGCCAGCUUCCGAGUCAGCAUGUAGUCAUGAAUAACGUUAAGCAGUCAGCGUGAACUUUUGUCUUGUUUUGAAAAAAAGCCCUCAUAAGCCACAUAAUAUGUUGUGAAAAUACAUAGUACUCUUCCUGGAAUCUGCUUCAUGUUCAUUAUUAGUGACACUUAAUAUUGUUCUAGGUUUGGUUAUUCAAUGUAAGUGUAUGCGUUGUACGGCAUAAAGAAAUGGAAGACGUCUCGAAAAGUUGUGGUCUACUCCUGUGUUACCUGUGCCUUUGAUUAACAAAAAGUCCUGUAAUUAUUCUCUAAUCGUACUUAAAUAGGCCACCGCCUUCUGUUUCAGUAAAGGUAAUUUUAGUAUGCAUAUAUAUAUAUGAAUAAAUAUAAAU